AUGGCUAGCGCCAAAAACAAAGACUCAAAUGCUCGUUUUCUGGACGCCAGUGAAGAGCCACAUCAAGUUCUAUUACCUAUUCGUGGCUAUGCAAAGGAACCUUUGCUAUCACUUGAAGAAGCUAUUAAACCGGUCGAUGAUCAACUCGAUGAUCUCGAUAUAAUGGUCGACACGGCCAAACAAAACUCGAAAAAACCGGUCGAUGGACUCACUCGCGAUGAAUCGGCUGCCAUUCAUCUCUAUACGAUGCAGUGGGAAGAACCAAAUGUAAGUCUUUAUACUGUACUCAAUAGAAAGCUUCGCUCAGAGCGACGAGAGCCACUCAAACCAUGGUUUCGUUACCUGAAACUGGUUCUCACCGCUUUAUUCAAACUGCCGUCAUUAAAGGCUGUAGUCUGGAGGGGAGUUCUGGGCAACUUGAGUGAUCAGUACGAUGAUGACGUCGUAUGGUGGGGAUUUAGUUCAUGUACGGAGAGUGUGGAUGCUAUGGAGCAAUUUAUCGGGAAGUCAGGUGUACGAACAUUAUUUAACAUUGAAUGCAUUAACGGCAAAGCUAUCCGAGCCCAUUCGCACUACAAGAAAGAAAAUGAAAUUCUUCUUCUGCCUGGUACAUACCUUCGUGUUGUGGGGAAAUGGAGUCCAGCUAAGGACCUAUACAUCAUUCAUUUGCGAGAAACACCUGCACCACGACCAUAUCUCGAGCUACCGUUCACACCAACACCAUCGGCGAUUACCGUCUCUGCAGGACCAAUAACUACUAUGGAAACAAAAGUUACACAGAAACAAGCAAUAGCAACAGAAAAAAGUUUAUCAAGUGCUGCAAUGACUGUAGUAUCCGUGAAGCCAAAAAGCAAGUGUUAUUUUUUUAUUCUUCUAUAG
This is a messenger RNA of Rotaria sp. Silwood2, 879 nucleotides long. The record is from the annotation of a GenBank genome assembly. Lineage: Eukaryota; Metazoa; Rotifera; Eurotatoria; Philodinida; Philodinidae.